Molecule: messenger RNA, 1428 nt
Organism: Dama dama (fallow deer)
Lineage: Eukaryota; Metazoa; Chordata; Mammalia; Artiodactyla; Cervidae
Product: double homeobox protein 4-like protein 4
Exons: 9
Coding region: 1-1428 (475 amino acids)
Molecular function (GO): DNA binding
Source: RefSeq, a predicted model, not a curated record
AUGGCUUCGUCCAGCUCGUCCAGCACCUCAGGCGGCCCCAUCGCCAGAGGAUCUCGAUGGAGGAGACUUGUUCUGAAGCUGAGCCAGAAGGACACCCUGCAAGCGCUCUUUCAACAGAACCCCUACCCUGGGAUAGCGACCAGGGAACGACUGGCCCGAGAGCUUGGCAUUGCCGAAAGCAGUGUUCAGGUCUGGUUUCAGAACCAACGAAGAAGAUGGUUAAAGCAGAGCCGACGACCGACUGCAAAUAUGCCCCAAGACAGGGAAGGGGCGCCAGGGUCCACGGCCAGGCCACCGUCGACACCUCCUCGACCUCAGUCUUCCACUCAAAAAGACUCGGCCAGAGAGGCCAGGCGAAAGAGGACAGUCAUCUCUCCUUCUCAAACAAGGAUCCUUGUGCAAGCCUUCACGAGGGAUCGCUUUCCGGGGAUUGCCGCCAGGGAAGAACUGGCUCGUCAGACGGGAAUCCCAGAAGCUCGAAUCCAGGUCUGGUUUCAGAACCAACGAAGAAGAUGGUUAAAGCAGAGCCGCCCACCGUCUGCAAAUAUGCGCCAAGACGGGGAAGGGGCGCCAGGGUCCACGGCCAGGCCACCGUCGACACCUCCUCGACCUCAGUCUUCCACUCAAGAAGACUCGGCCAGAGGGGCCAGGAGAAAGAGGACAGUCAUCUCUCCUUCUCAAACAAGGGUCCUUGUGCAAGCCUUCACGAGGGAUCGCUUUCCGGGGAUUGCCGCCAGGGAAGAACUGGCUCGUCAGACGGGAAUCCCAGAAGCUCGAAUCCAGAUAUGGUUUCAAAACCGAAGAGCUCGGCACCCCCAGCAGAGCACAAGGGGGCCUGGCAAUGGCCGGGCCCGAGGACCAGGCGGCGCAUCGGCCACGACCGCUCCUGCUCCAGAGGACCGAAGGGCCCCACCCGCUGUCCACAGCACCUCUCUUCCCCUGGGCCCCUCUCAGACACAGGAGAGCAGGCCACCCUUGGCGGCAGCCGCUCCUUUGGGCGCCCCAACCUUCUGGGUUGCAGUGCCCUGGGCCGCGUGCUCCCCUGCUGACACGGCCCCUUGGCAGCCUGGGCCAGGGGCCAUCCUGCCGCCUCUACAGCCUGAGACACACAUCAGGUGGGAGCCGGAGUCACCCGUUGGUGAAGGCACGGCCCCACCGCUAGAGCCACAGCCCCAUCCGCCCAGCCUUCCAAGCUCAACAAACCUCCUAGAUGAGGUCUUGGCGGCCACCGGCAUCCUGGAAACGCAGUCACCCAGCCUCCUAGAGGAAAUCAUGGCUGCCACGUUCAUCCAGGACACGCCCUGGUCUUCAGCAGGGGCUGCUGCACGGGAACAAGGAGUUGAGGCAAUCCUGGAAGCACCCCUCAGUGAGGAGGAUUACCAGGCCCUCCUGGACAUGCUGCCGGGCUCCCCAGGCCCUCGGGCUUAG